UGGGCGUAGUAAACCAUUACGCUGGAGAGGGGGAGGCUGGAGAGAACUCAAGCGCAAAAAUCCGCUUCGGGCAUUUUCGUCAGUGUUGUUCCUGAAUUGUGCUGUCGUGGGUACUUCGGAACGUUGUUUGUCUCACAGGGACUGGCUUUGAUGUUAUUUACGUAUUGUAAUGAUUAAGUAUUUUUAUGUCUCACACUAAAGUGAACUCCCUAAAGUUUGCGUUGGUUCGCACCGACGAAGUGCCAAGUGAAUCGCUGAAAUCUGUCCGGCUAUAUACUUGAGUUGAAGUUUCUCUGUACGGUGUGCGCUCAGCUGGAUUCAAAUGGAAAACAUAUCAGCGAUAUCACUUGAUGAAUAUGUAUUUCUGUUCUUUAACGGAAUACUUCGCAUCGACUUUUGAACACGCACCACGGAAUAGCGAAAUACUAACUUAGAUUUAAAAAAAACUUCUGGACGUAUUUUAUGGUUUGGGGAUUAACAUUUAUCAACUUGAAAUUUGAGGCUGUAAAUCCAUCAGUGUUUGGCAAUGGAGGAGGAUCAAGUGUUUUCUCCCGAGGAGCCGCAGGCGGUCAGCGGCGCAUCAUCGGACAGUUUCUCCCGGCUCUGGUCGGACGUGAUGGGGAUGCUGGAUGGCUCUCUGGGUAAUAUAGAUGACCUGGCACAAGAGUACUCCGAGUACUACAACACAUACUUCAGCGACGUCAGCGAUCGGAUGGAGGAACUUCGUAAGCGGCAAGUGUCUCAAGAGCUAGACAUGGAAAAAGCAGACACCAACUUCAACUCUUCACAGCUACGCUCAGACAUCGAGGAAUCGUUUGGCAUCAGCAAUGAGGUGUCCACUCCAGAGACUGAGAGAAAAAUUGCUCUGCACAAAUCCAGCUCUGAAGAUGGAUCAGGAAAAUGGGACAACAAGAAGAAAAACAAAUCCUUCUGGCAGAAUUUUCGAAAGUCACAGAAAGGGGUCACAAGGCAAACAUCAAAAGGAGAGGACAUUGGCUAUGUGGCCAGUGAGAUCACUAUGAGUGAUGAAGAACGGAUCCAGCUAAUGAUGAUGGUGAAAGAAAAGAUGAUCACAGUGGAGGAGGCGCUGGCACGGUUAAAGGAAUAUGAGAGGAACAGACAGUUGAGCAGCAGUACAGACACAGCAGAGUGGACUGAUGGAUCCAGUCCCACUGUUAACCUCUCCUCCGUCUGCAAUUCUGUGGAGCAGUCAGAUGAUGAGCAGGAGGACUCUGUGAAAUUCAAGAGGCUUCACAAGCUGGUCAACUCGACUCGACGUGUUCGCAAAAAGCUCAUCAAAGUGGAUGACAGCAAAAGACAUGGCUCACAAGAUUCGCUCAGUCUGGAUGCAGCUCCCUUAUGUGAUGACAUAAACGCUCUGUAUGCGGAAAUCCACAAGAAGCCGGCCCAGUGCACAGACUCUUCUUUGUCCUCUCUUGCCCAAGAGCAGCUCUCUCUGGAUGGGGACACGGACAGCCUGACCACCUCGCCCUCCACCAGUAGCCUUGACGCCUGGAAACCUGCUCACAAGUUAGUGAAGACCCCCGGCGCACAUCCCCACGGCCUGAUCCGCCCUCCGCGGAAGAGUAGUGCUGGAUCCGGACUGGGUGUAGUGGGUGGUAGUGGCUCCUCUUUCUCCGAAUUGGAGGAUCUGGGAGACGACAAUGCUAAAGUCUCCCGCUUGGCUACAGAUGGAGAGAUGCGGAAGGCCUUGUCAUCUCUAUCACACGGGAGAACAUGUAGCUUUGGAGGAUUUGACCUGUCUAAUCGUGCCCUCCAUGUGGUCAACACAACCGAGCCUAGUGAGCAGGAGGCUCUGUACAGGGACGCUGUGAAAUCUCCCACCACGUCUCGUAUCUCUCUAGGAAAGAAAGUCAAGUCUGUGAAAGAGACUAUGAGGAAACGCAUGUCCAAGAAAUAUGCCGGGUCUCUCUCUGAACAGUCCAGUCCAGAUGGAACGCCCAGUUGUCCUCAGUCUCCUCAGCCAGACACAGACUCUCUAGAGAAGCCCAAACUCAAGGCAGGAGGGUCGGUAGAGAGUCUGCGCAGCUCCCUCAGUGGGCAGAGCUCCAUGAGUGGACAGACAGUGAGCACCACAGACUCAUCGGCCAGCAACAGAGAGAGUGUGAGGAGUGAGGAUGGUGAUGAUGAAGAGCCUCCGUACAGAGGCCCUUUCUGCGGCAGAGCUAGAGUUCACACUGACUUCACACCGAGUCCAUAUGAUACAGACUCACUCAAACUUAAGGGAGGAGAUGUGAUUGAUAUCAUCAGUAAGCCGCCCAUGGGCACAUGGAUGGGUCUGCUCAAUAACAAGGUGGGCACAUUUAAGUUCAUCUAUGUGGAUGUGCUGACUGAAGAAGAGGAGAAGCCUAAACGAGCGGUUCGGAGGAGGAGGAAGGGCAGGCCGCCCAAACCCAACUCAGUCGAGGAACUUCUGGAGAGAAUCAACCUGAAGGAGCACAUGCCUACAUUCCUGUUUAACGGGUAUGAGGACCUGGACACAUUUAAGCUACUAGAGGAAGAAGAUCUGGAUGAGCUCAACAUCAAAGAUCCUCAACACCGUGCCGUACUGAUGACCGCUGUAGAACUACUGCAGGAUUACGACAGCAGCAGUGAUCCGGAGCGCAGCGCCCUCUCUGGCUCUCAGGAGAAACUCCUCUGUGAGGGGCGUGGCCUCAUGGCCGACUCCCCACGGGACUCUGGUUGCUACGAAAGCAAUGAAAACCUAGAGAAUGGUAAGAGCCGCAAGGCGUCGCGCCACAGCCAUGGUUCAUCUGGAUUUGAUUGUAGGGGUGUAAAGUCUCCAGACUAUCCCACUCUUCCCAUGACUCACUCCACUGAAGCUCUUCAGCAGCAGGCCAAGAAGGAACGCAAGUUCCCGAAGACCUUUCUGCCCCGGCCCAUAAAGGGCUUCAGUCUGCGAAGCCUCGGCCUCAAGAAGAGCUCCAAAGCAGGACAGACCUCCCACAUACCGGUCAGCCGAAGCUGUGAGGAGUUGGACGGUCCCCAAGAGACCCCCAAGUCCUGGAAGCGCUCACAUUCUCUGGGGGAUAUACAUUGGGAGCAGGCCUUCGAUCAGAGGAAGGACCAGAGUGGCAGUGAGGAUAAAGGUAGGCCAGAGAGCAACAAAAAAGAAGCAAAGGUCGAUCCUGUAGAAUCAAAAUUGGACCAGAGUGGCGAUAAGGCUGGAAGAGAGACGGGCUCACUGCAGAGACUUAUGGUUCCCACACAGCUUUCUCUCAGCCCGGUCGGUCCAUUGCCUGCUGCUCAGACCUCAAACCGCCAACCGGUUUCUGCCCCAACUAGCCCCGCUCCAUGGAUUCACCCUAAAAAGCCACCUGUCCCACCUCCUGUGCCUGCUAAAAAGUCCAAAGAACGUCUGCCGAAUGGUCUGCGCCAUCCUUCACUAGUGCUGUCUGGUUCGGUGCCAAAUACGCCAACCCUACCCCCAAAACCCAUUUACACCCCAACCACUCCCUCCGCGAGUUCCCCGUCAACCCCAUUAUCACCAGGUGAAUCUGCGGCAGCUCUGAAUCCACCCUGGCUGUCUGACCUACCUGAAUCAGCAUGUCCUCAGAUCCACAGAGCUAAAGUUGCCCUCAGCAGGAAGAUCUCCCAUGCCAAAAUGACUGACCUGGAGACUCUGCUGGAGGACAGGAUGCGCUUGGAAGGCAUUGACCUCACCGAAGAGCCGUGCUCUGAUAAACACGGCCGCUGUGGUAUUCCUCGGCUCUUAGUACAGAGGUACUCAGAGGACUUUCAGCAGCCAGUGAAGGACGUGGCGUCCAGUCUGGAUCAGAUCAGAGUUAAACAACUCCGCAAGGAGCACCGCAUGGCUAUUCCCUCAGGAGGUCUGACUGACAUGUGUCGGAAGCCAGUGUCUCCUGUUCACGUGAGCUCUGUGUCUGAUUGGCUCGUAUCGAUUGGAAUGCCCAUGUAUUCUGCCCCUCUAUUGGCUGCAGGCUUUGGCACGCUGGAUCAUGUGUCAUCCUUAAACGAGGCGAAAGCGAGGGAAGCGGGCUUGAAGGAGGACCAUCACAUACGUAUUCUUCUCAGUGAAGCCCAACUUGUCACAGCCAGCAGCUCAGGACAGUCAUAAUACUAACAUGAGCUGUUAUGAACUUGACUAAAUGGAUCAAAUUUGGCUGGUAAAGGGACAGACCUACACAACAGCUGCCGAAUUUCCUCCCACCUUUCUGUCUUAUAAUAGCCUUUUGGCAUUUUCAGAAAUGACUGAUCUGGCUUCCAAGGACUGUUAUUGUGGGCCUAUCAACAGAUGUUUCCAUAGAAACAUCUAGUUUUGGCCUGAAACAUCUGCCUGUCGAAAGAAAGCACACUUUUUUUUCUGAGAAUUUAUGCUUUUGUAUAAAUUUGAAGACUGAAGUUUGAGAUUUAUUUAGAAAAAAAAAAACUAAAGGAAACGUUUUUAGUGCUUAUUGAAGCACAUUGAGUAUCAAGAGUAUGUCACCUGGCCAAAGCAAUGUCAUUUCAUGCAGGUUUGUUAAUAUAAUAUACUUUAUCUCUCAAAGCAUACAGUAUGUAUAUGAAAAGAUGUGUACUCUUGGGUGAGUCAUUCCCAAAAACAUGAUGUUGCCAUAUGGGGAUAUUCAGAGCAAUGCACAUUUUGAUUUUAGGCCAAUAGUUGGUCACGGUUUUAGCAAAUAUGUACUAUGUUUGUAAAAAAAAAAAAAACGGUUUCAUUUGUUUCUUUCUUCAAGGCAUCAUUUUAGCAUCACUCCUUGUAAUCUGCUUAAUAUAAUACUGUAUAUUCACAGCA
Molecule: messenger RNA, 4777 nt
Organism: Sinocyclocheilus rhinocerous
Lineage: Eukaryota; Metazoa; Chordata; Actinopteri; Cypriniformes; Cyprinidae
Product: SAM and SH3 domain-containing protein 1-like
Exons: 20
Coding region: 527-4099 (1190 amino acids)
Molecular function (GO): protein binding
Source: RefSeq, a predicted model, not a curated record